This is a messenger RNA of Ruditapes philippinarum (Manila clam), 561 nucleotides long. RefSeq lists its product as uncharacterized. The annotation marks the transcript as partial. The transcript has 2 exons. Lineage: Eukaryota; Metazoa; Mollusca; Bivalvia; Venerida; Veneridae. The record is from RefSeq and is a predicted model, not a curated record.
CCAUCUUAUGGUACAUUUAUGAAACAGAAAUAAGGAUUAUUUACUGUAAUUUAUUUUUCACUUGACAGAGAGAAGAGACAACUUGAAGCUCAUGUUCAGAAAUUGGAAUCCUCAACUGGGGACUCCAAGGUGCUACUUGAUGGCCAGAGAAAAGAGUUGAUGGCCCUAAAUGAAGCUCUUGCCAAACUCCAGGAGAGAAACACUCGUCUAGAAGCUGAAAACCAUACCAUUCAUGCUGAUCUGAAGGCUCAAAAGGAAACUGGGAACCGCGAGGCUCUGGAAUUAAAUAUUGCUAUAAAUGAAUUAAAAUCUCAACAUGAAAAUGAACGACACUACCUCAAUGAUAAUCUUUCACAAACACAAACAAGAUUACGGUCAGUGGAAGCAAGCCUCGCUGCAGCAGCUAGUGACAGAGAUUCCAUGCAGGCAAAGUGUCGUCUGCUAGAAAACACUGUACAGGAACUGCAGUCUAAGUUAUCAGACGAGAGCACUGGACGGAGACUGGCGGAACAAUCUGUAGGAACACUCAGGUUACAACUGGAGGACAUGAAAAAUGACAAG